AUGACAUCAGCUUUAACCAAUCAAAUUCCUUCACUCUCUCACAAAAUGCCACCGCUGUUGAGGGUCAAAAAGAACCGCCUAAAUACGUCACAGACUAGUAUGUUGAAUUUUCAAGUUAGUAUGUUGAAUUUUCAAGCUAGUAUGUUGAAUUUUCAAGUUAGUAUGUUGAAUUUUUAA
This is a messenger RNA of Lottia gigantea (owl limpet), 177 nucleotides long. RefSeq lists its product as hypothetical. Bases 1 to 177 code for a protein of 58 amino acids. The transcript is spliced from 2 exons. Lineage: Eukaryota; Metazoa; Mollusca; Gastropoda; Lottiidae. The record is from RefSeq and is a predicted model, not a curated record.